AUAUACUUUUUCAACAUUUGCUUAUACACUUGGGUGGAGUGCAAUUUAUUUAUAUAUUUUUUAUUUAUUUUGUUGGAUUUCCAUUUGUUUAUAUUAUCAGCAGUUUGGUACUAAACGACUUUGCCUUUUUCACUUUUGCUUUUAAUAUAUCAUUUGAGGCAUAACGACAGUUUAAACUUUAUUUUUCGGCCGAAGAUCCAUCGUGUCAUCGAUAUUGUUCAUCGAAAUGUUCGAAACGUCCGAUGGUGUAAUUUACGUGUAGAUACGAGUAUAUUAUUUAGUUAUACUAAGUAGUUGGCGGUCAUUAACGAUACCCUUUCUGUAAUAUCAGCGCAUAUAAAAGCCCUGAUAGUCUCUGCAGUAGCCACAGUCAGUUGUGAAUUGAACCACUGAGGUAACCAAAAAUUGCAGUUCAACGUAUUUAACCACAUUUGAAGAAGAAGUGAAAAUCAUCAAUUGAUUAAAAUGAAAUUCUUGGCUUUGGCAUUGUUGGUGUGUUUGCUGAUGGUUGCGCUGGUAGCAGCCGCACCCGCUGAAGAAUCCCUGCCGGGUGAUCUUUACGAUCAGGAUGAGCAAGGGCGGCAAAACUUCUUCAAACUGAAGAAGAUCAAGAAGCUGCUUUUGGGUUAACUAUAAAGCAUAUCCAUAUGUACCUAUAUACAAGCACAUACCUCGCAUGUGCUGAAAUUCUUAUUUUAGUUGUUAUCACUUCAAUGUGUUCAUAGUUAUUUUUACAAUUGGUUUUUUAUUAUAAUUUGUUUAGCAACUAAUUUUCAUACGUAGACGCUGUUAGAAGACCGCAUAAGCUCAUCUUUUUAUUUGUACAAAAUAAGGAAAUUCUUAUUGUAAAUAUUCAACAUGCAUACAAUCAUGGUUCUGUAAAUAUUGAUUAUCAAUAAAUAUAACAAAAAUGGAAAAACAAA
Messenger RNA from Bactrocera oleae (olive fruit fly), 923 nucleotides. NCBI's taxonomy places the organism in Eukaryota, Metazoa, Arthropoda, Insecta, Diptera, Tephritidae. The record is from RefSeq and is a predicted model, not a curated record.